Molecule: messenger RNA, 3443 nt
Organism: Meleagris gallopavo (turkey)
Lineage: Eukaryota; Metazoa; Chordata; Aves; Galliformes; Phasianidae
Source: RefSeq, a predicted model, not a curated record
GGGAGCCAGCAGCCCCCGCCCCAGGGCUUAGCUGCAGACGUGUCCUUUGGCUUUUGUCAGCUCCGGUUACAAAGACGGGCGCUGAUUUGAGGAAAAAGAACAAACAAACAAAAUGUUCGCAGGCUGCUGCUCCGGCUGUCACGCAGCGCCGAGCUCAGGCUCCUCGCUUAACGCCUUAAGAAAUAGAAGGAAUUAGCGGGGGCUUGAAUUACCUGCCCACCCCCAGCCCUCGCUGGGAAGGGGCGGACGCAGCGCUCCGUCCCCAGGUGUGCGGGAUUUGGGGCUCUCCUUCCUGCCCCCCCGGGGCCCACCGAGCUCCUCCCAGCUCUGUGCCGGCACCGCUCUGACCUUGGGCGCAGUGCGGAUGCUGUGCUAAUACUCGGAGAUGGCGACGGCUCCCGGACACGCUGAAAACAGCCGUUUCUCCGAAGGUGCCAAGCACAAAUCCAUGCUGGAAGGACACAGCGCCCAGCUGCGGCGCGGCCGGGGGAAACUGCUGGCCCGGGCAGGGCACAAAGCCAAGAGAAUCGGCAACAAGGGCAGCAUCAACAUCCAGAACAAGGCGUUCCACUGCCAAGUGUGCGAGAUCUACGUGAACUCCGAGACCCAGCUCAAACAGCACAUGAGCAGCCGGCGGCACAAAGACAGGCUGGCCGGGAAGCCGCCCAAGCCCAAGUACAGCCCCUACAACAAGCUGCAGAAGAACGCUGCCCUCGCAGUGAGUAUUCUCAAGUCCAAGCUGGCUCUGCAGAAGCACCUCACCAAGACGCUGGCGACGCGCUUCCUGCCCAGCCCGCUCACCACGGCUGUGUGCGCCAUGCCUGGGCCUCUCGCCCUGCGCCCGGCCGCUGCCACCACGCUCUUCCAAGCCCCGAUCCUCGGACCAGCCCUAUUCCGAACGCCUCCAGCCCACGUCCGCACCACGCCGGGCCCCAUCGUCUUCGCACCCUAUUAGAGCCGCUCGCCGGGUCCAUCGGCCGUGCCAUGGGGCUGCGCGGGGCACUGACUGCUCUCCUGGCUGAUGGGAAACCGUAGCAGUAGGCAUCGACCCAGGCUUCCCCUUUGCUUCCGGCUGGCUCCUGUUGGUGCACGACGCUCUGCCGGAGCCCAGCCCCACCGUGCCCCCUCUGCCGCUCCCCCUGCCCAUGCUGGCCCCGCAGCGGUUGGGCCACGUGGGGUGAGGAUGGUGCUGGAGCCACCAGGACCUUGCUGUGCUUCUUGUCUGCCUCCCAGUUCCCAGAUCGAGAGGAGAGGAGCUGGCUGGUCCCCCGGGGGUGGAGCAGCCCUGGUCCCCGCUGGUCUCAUCUGUCCCACGCCAAAGAGCCAUAGGCCACGGUGGUCACAUCCUCACUCCGAGAGCAAUAGGCAAAGCCUGGGACUCCCUCCUCUGCCCUCUGAAAGCACACAGCCUUUCUCCCAGGCAUCCCGAGAAGCACAGAAUUUGGGCACAGGCUCUGCUCCCAUCUGGUUUGCGCUCCCUGAGGUGGGAAGGAGGGGACACUGUGCUCUGAGCCCUGCUUGAUGCCGGCUGUUCGCCUCAGUCCCACCCCGGGGGGCACAAUCCUGCCCCUACCUCAGGGGAGAUGCUGUGAGGCUUCGUGAAUGUCCCCAAAGCACUUUUGGUUCUCCAGAGGAAGGCGCUGUCGUUGCUCACCAUCCGCUCCAUCCCCAUUAGGAGCUUCCAAGGAGUUUAUGACUCUGCCAAGCGAAGGCAUCCUGGCAGCCCAGACAAUCAGGGAGGAAGGAGCAGGCACUGCCAGCCUCCCUCAGAUGCUCUCUUUUCACUGUGCUCAGGAGGCCCAGCGAGGACCUGAUCUGAAAACUGUACCUGCAGCUCUCUGCGUUCCCAGUGCUGCUGUAAAUAGAAACCUGCAGGAAAGUCACAGCCCAAAUGGACCUCAUGCUGGAGUGACGACCCGCCCCGAUCUAUGCAAUCCCACGGGAGCAGCUGGCUCGUUGUUUGCUGUCUACGUUUUUGGUGCUCAGUCUGUAGGGCUGGGGGUGUUGUUUGGAGCAGAAAGGACACAAAGCAACACUCAGCUCUGUGCAGGUGGUUCCUCUGCCGUGCUGUCCCCUCCCAUCCCCAGGCCGGGUGCUGGCACAGAGACCUCUGCAGCAUCCCGGCACGAGGCUGUGUUCUUGCCCAGCCCUUGGGAUGAGGUGGUUUUGCACGUCUGGGAAUCUACACGCACAAGCGCACAUAUCUGACAUCUUGGCCAUAAGCAACACGUGAAUUUCAGGAGGAUUUUGCCCAGUGUGCACCACCAGUGCUCAGGAUGAGGUCUUGGAGGUGUACGGGGACCUGCUGCCACCUAAUGCUUCUGUUCCCAGAGCUGGGAACCUCGGGUGACAGCAGGGAGUGCUGCAUGGAGGGAGCAGCCACUGGGUCCUGCUGGCGCAGAGCUCAGCUCCCACAUCCAGAAGGCAUUCUGCUCACACCACGGGCAGUGCUGCCCCAUGGAGUGCUGCUGCUGUGUUACCCAUGCAGAAGAGUACAAACAAGCAUGUGGGUAUGGAUUUAUCUGCUCAGGGCAUCUCCCUCUACCUCAGGGAGGGACGGGGAGAGAGGGCACCAAGGGAGGGGGGAUCACGUAUGGAAAGAUCAGAGUAGACACGAGGUCCUGAGGUGGUGGGGAGACCAGCUUAAGAGAGCAGCGGAGGGCAGAAGGCUUCUGCAGCGGUGGCCUCAGCAGGGACACGGAGUGGGACCCACCAGCCUGGGGGACACGUGUGGCCCAGACCAGGAGACAACCCCGCAUCUCCCAGGACAGGAUGGGGGCUGGCUGGGGCCAGCAGGCAGCAGGAGGAUGUGGCUCUGACAGCAUCUCAGUGCCAAGCAGCCUGCAGCCACCCAGGCCCUCACCGUACCCGUCUCACUGUGCUCUUCUCCAGGCCUCCUCUCAGCUCUGGCUGCGGCAGAGGGCAGCUGUGGCCGUGCUGCAGCCUGCAGGAGCAGCUGGGCACCACUGGGUUGUUCCCCCUGCAUUUUGUUUUAAAAAGCCUGUGCUGGAGCCAGCAGUGGCUGCUCCUGUCACCUCUCCACCAGUGGAGUCCUGAUACACUCCUACACUUGGCACUUUAACCCUUGAAAGCCAUUCCUUCUAAUAACAAUAAUACUGCAAUGAGCUGCAUAAGAACAUCCUGCCUCUAUCGCAUCCCCUCCGCCUCCAGAGACCCCUCCCUGCCCCCAUGCAAUCCAAAGCAUUUCUGCCUUUGACUUAGCAUAUGCUGUGCUAGAUAGUAGGGCAUAGUCCAUAGCGCUCAGUAAGGCGUGCCCCUCUGUAAAUAACCUUGGAGUGAUGUGAAGUUUGAUUCCAAAAAAAAAAACCAACAAAAAAAACCACAGAAAAAUGGAAUAACAGACUCUAGGGACUUGGCCAGUACCCCUCCUGUAAUGUUCAUUGUAUAUUUUUGAUGUACUAUAACUGUUGGGGAAAAAAAAA